This is a messenger RNA of Micromonas pusilla CCMP1545, 960 nucleotides long. RefSeq lists its product as uncharacterized. Gene Ontology annotation, cellular component: nucleus; cytoplasm. The transcript has 2 exons. The coding region runs from base 1 to 894 and encodes 297 amino acids. Gene Ontology annotation, molecular function: nucleic acid binding; 3'-5' exonuclease activity. NCBI's taxonomy places the organism in Eukaryota, Viridiplantae, Chlorophyta, Mamiellophyceae, Mamiellales, Mamiellaceae. Gene Ontology annotation, biological process: nucleobase-containing compound metabolic process. The record is from RefSeq and is a predicted model, not a curated record.
AUGCCGCCGCGCGCGCCGGGGCCGCCGGACGACGUCUUCCUCGUCCCCGUCGUCACCGAGUGCGGCACGUGCGCGUCCGUGGUCGCGUGCCAGUGGGACGGCGUCGACGGGAACUGGUUCUGCCGCGGGUGCUGGCUCGAGAUCGGAGGGCGCGGUCCCGAUCCCUCGUGGCCGGACGCGACCGUCGUGUGCACGCGCGAUCAGGCGCACGCCGCGGAGGCGACGCGCGCCUGGCGCGCGGGGUUGGACGACGACGACGCCGAGGCGUUGCCCGUCGGCUUCGACGUCGAGUGGAAGCCGAACUACGUCCGCGGCGAGCCCCCUAAUCGCGUCGCGCUGCUGCAGCUGCACGCGCGCGGUCUGAGCGUGCUGACGCGGCUCGUCGGCCACGCGACGCUGCACGCGGACAUCCUCGCGCUCAUGACGCACCCGAACGUCAUCCUCGUCGGCGUCGGCGUGAAGCAGGACGUGCGGAAGCUCGCGAGGGACUUCCCGGGCGGCGGCGGUGGCGACGCGGCGGCGACGACGACGACGACGAAGACGACGAAGACGACGACGACGGUGCGCGUCGCGGAGCUCGCGGACGUCGCGAGGCGGCUCGGGCACGAGGGCGGGUGCGGGCUCAAGGCGCUCGCGCUCGCAAACGACGUGUCGACGUCGCACAAGACGAAGCGGCUGACGAUGACGAACUGGGAGAAGCCGACGCUGAGCCCGCCGGAGGUGAGAUACGGGAGCCAAGACGCGAGCCUAGGCGUCGACGUCGCGGAAAAACUCAGGCGCAGCGCGGCACGCGCCGGAGGGGACGUCGCUCGCCGCGUUUCUCGGCGCGCACGGCGAGACGCUCGCGUGGGGCGGGUGACGAUUCGCGUCUCGAAGCGUCGUCGUGUCGAAUAGAUUUAUGAGCGGGCGUUCAGUAGUCGAGAUGUGUCUCUCUUUGAUAACAAGUGCAGAGGUAAGGUU